Molecule: messenger RNA, 817 nt
Organism: Cyprinus carpio (common carp)
Lineage: Eukaryota; Metazoa; Chordata; Actinopteri; Cypriniformes; Cyprinidae
Product: cornifelin homolog B-like
Source: RefSeq, a predicted model, not a curated record
UAACACGCCUUCCUUUUUUCAUGCUGCCCAGAUAACAAACGGAAAAUUACGCUGAAGCAACUGAAGCAUAAAGCAUCUUCGCUCUGAGUUUGGUUUCAUUUCACUGCAAACCACCACCGCUACUGAAAGCAAGCCUUGCUUCCUCCCUCCCUCACUUGCAGUCAUGGCAGGACAAACUACUACUAUUGUGACAACCCAACAUCUCUCCUCUGGUACCUGGACUACAGGCGUCUGUGACUGCUGUUCUGAUAUGGGCACUUGUUGUUGUGGCCUUUGCUGUUUCCCCUGUAUGCAGUGUCAGACUGUAUCUCAGUUUGGCUGGUGUUUCUGCAUGCCAUUGCUGGACUGCUGCAUGGUGGUAUCUUGCUGUCUGCGUCAGAAGAUGAGAGCGCAAUAUAACAUUAAUGGUUCCUGCUGUGAUGAUUUUUGCACUCUCUGCUUCUGUUAUCCUUGUGCCUGGUGUCAGAUGUCUCGAGAAAUCAAGAUUCGUGCUCGUUCUGGCAGUGUAGUCACCCAACAAAUCACACACAGUUAGAGAUCUGUUUUGCAGUGAGUCUUGGUAGUAUGGGCAAAAAGUCAUGCAGGUGAUGAAAAUUGAUGCCCCCUCUACCUAGUGGUGAUAAUGUAAACAGCAAAGUCUCUUAUGUAGUAGGCUUCACUGUGUGGCUUUUUUUUACAAUGUUUUUUUUAUAAGUUUCUUAUGUUCUGCAACCAAUACACAGAUGUUUGUAACUCACUUUUUUCAUUCUGUUAAAAAUUACAAAAAAUAGAAACAACAGAUAUAUGUGACAUGAAAUAAAUGAUGUUUGUGACACCA